AUGGGCGAUAGGAAUGGUGGACCCAUAAGCCGGCGCACUGGUAGAUCUUUUGAUUAUUUUGGAUGGUAUGCUGGGGAAAGGAUUCAAGCGCCUGUGACUAUCAUUUUGGCUGCGCCACAUCUGCUGUUACCAUAUGAAGAUGUGAAGAGGCUCGGUGAACAUCUCGGAGCAGUGGAAGACUCCAAAUAUUCUCACCGCUUAGACUGUAAAUUGUUGAAUCUGACAAGUCUGGAUUUGUUCUAUUUCACCGGAGCUGAGAUUCAGGUUCCCGUACGAGACUUAUUCAGGCAGAAGAACGGACAGUGCCACCUAUCGCUUAAUGUUGCUGAUACCCCCAGUGAAUUGGGUUUAGAUAUACUCAAAAGUGUGUAUUUGGUGGUAGAUUUGUUACAACUUGUUGUUGGAAUGGGCGAAGUUGCCGUUUCGCCCAGGAAGUGCACUAUCGAGGAAAUGAAACUUACCUUUCCAAUAUCUACUCCUACGUACUUGCAAUACACUUGCCGCAGUGAGAUAUUCCAUUUUAGGAUGGGUAUGGGCAACUCAUUCCCGUGA
Messenger RNA from Sungouiella intermedia, 552 nucleotides. Lineage: Eukaryota; Fungi; Ascomycota; Pichiomycetes; Serinales; Metschnikowiaceae. The record is from the annotation of a GenBank genome assembly.